AUGGAAACCAUCUUUAAGGUGGUGAUCUAUACUUUAGAGCAGAAAGUUAUCUUGGCCACGGUACAGUUGGUUAGUGCUGUUAAGAGAUGGUGGGAAUCUAUGAGACCAACUGGUGGUAUUUGUUUGAACUGGGAUGAAUUCAAGAGAAUAUUCUUUGACCAACACUUUCCAGUCUCAUUCAAAACUGAGAAGAAAGAGGAAUUUCAUGCUUUCAGGCAGGGAGACUUGGACGAGGAAGAGUUUAUAAGAAGAUUUAAUGAUUUAUCGACUUAUUCCACAUAUCUCCAGUAUGGUAAUGACUCGAAGUGGAAAGUUGAGAGGUUGCUUGAAAAGAUGAGACCCAAGUACAAGCAAUAG
Prosopis cineraria is the source of this 357-nucleotide messenger RNA. RefSeq lists its product as uncharacterized. The transcript has a single exon. Bases 1 to 357 code for a protein of 118 amino acids. Lineage: Eukaryota; Viridiplantae; Streptophyta; Magnoliopsida; Fabales; Fabaceae. The record is from RefSeq and is a predicted model, not a curated record.